UGUCUUUCCUUCUUGGACGCCCUGCCCUUAGUGUUUAUCUCUGUUUGGUGGUCUUCUUUGUGCCUGUGGUCUGUGUAAUUGCCAUUGGGGAAUGUUUGGAGAGGGGGCUUGCAAUUCAAAUCCUUCAGAUUUAGUUCAAGUUUGAACUGAAUUCUGAAAAUUCCUAAAGCAAUCCUCCUCAUCCAAGCGGGCCUUGAUAGUGUUCUUGGCCAUCCUCCCUUUUUCUCCUUGGAUUUUGUAGCUCUUCUUUUUUUCUUUUCUUUUUGAAUAUUUAGCUCUUCUUUUUGAGGAAGAAAAGGGUUCAAAUCAAACCUUGCAAUUGCCUGUUGCCUUGCCUCUGUCUCUUCUUGAUGCUUCUCUGUCUGUCCCUUUCCGUGUGAUUGCGAAUUCAGCAGCUGCUAAUUAACUGUAGUUGAAACCAAGAUCAGUUUCUCCUUGUCUGUACGGUAAUCUCCUGCUCCAGUUGGACACCGGCACGGUUACAUAACUUAAAUAAACCAGUCUGGUUUAAUCCCUCCCUCGUUUCCUUCACAAUUGGGAAAAAUGAGAGUCAGAGCACUGCAACAAGCCAAGAACAUGUUAAAUAUUUUCCUUGGAGUUUUACCCUGCGAACGAAAGAUCCUAUCUUCUUUGAAUUUGUCAUGCGCGUAAGGUAGGAGAUCGCAUCGCACGGCAACCAACCGACCAAGAAACAGAGGCUUCACGUCUCCUCCUUUCUGCCCCUGCUUGCCUUGCAUCUCGGAUCGGAUCAAGAUCAACUAAUCGCGGCCAUUGCCGAUGAUCACUGGCUAACUGCCAAGACGGCUCCGCUCCGGCUUCUCGAAGCUCCGGCUCCCUUCCGGACACUCUGGCCCUCUCCGUGGCGCCGCAGCUUUGCACCUUGAGCGAGGAGCAUGCGAGAUUGCUCUCCUCCGUCGUCGUCACUCUCACGAUCGCAGCGUCGCUGCUGCCGAGGGCGUCUCCCGUAGACAACGGCUAAUGGCUGCACCUGCGUCUAGCUACUAAUUUGGAGGGUCGGAAAGAAGUGCGCAAGAAGUGAUGGCUAAGAUGAGCUGCUUCCCCACUCUGUUCGCCGGCAGGAGGAAGAAGCAUGGCAACGUCGCCGACGCCAAGAAGGUCAGCGGCAACGACUGCCCCAAGGUGAAGCCGGUGGAGUUCAUCAACACGCCGGUUGCCGCCGGCGUCGGCGAAUGCGGGGAGAAGGUCGCGCCGCACGAUGUCAAGGUCGCCGCCGCGGACGACGAUACGGUCCCCGUGGCGGCGCGCAAAGGAGGUGACUUAUUCGGUGACAAGGCGUCGGUGAAGGGGGACGAUCUGUCGGAUUUCGAGUUCGACUUCCACGCGGGCAAGAAAAGGAUGUCCUUGGGAUCCGACGGCGACGGCGCGGAGAAGGGUGACGCUGGCACGGCACCGGGCGCGGCGGUGGACGCGGGCGACGCGGUGGUGGACGCGUCGCCGAAGCUGAAGCGGUCCUGCUCAAACAUCGAGACGAAGCGGCCCGGCCCGCGUGACGCGCCGGAGAUGCCGGCUCGGUCGCGCUCCUAUGGCGAUCUGAGGGACCUCCACGGCGGCCUCGCCCUGGAGACCAGAACCCCGCGCGACGAGCCGGAGGCGAGCCCGGCGUCGUUUAAGACGUCGCGCACGGCCGACCGCGUGAUGCUGAAGAAGCGGUCGUCGAGCCAGGUGCUGCCCUCGCGCAGCCGCAAGCUGUGGUGGCGGCUCUUCUUAUGGAGCCACCGCAACCUACACAGACCGUGGUCGGCGCGCCCAGCAGCCGGGUCCUCGCACAAUCGGCACGGCGGUUACACCUCGGACACGUUCGAGGAGGGCCCGGCCACUGCAGCCAACCGCAAGAACAAGAAAGUGAUGGUGGACGACUCGCCGCCGCCGCAGAUCCCCAACCAGUGGGUUUCCUUCUCCGCUGAGAACUCCCUCGUCGACCGCGUCAGCUCGUGGGUCAGCAGCAUCGAGAACGAGUCGUUCCGCAUCACCGAGGACGAGUUCGAGGACGACCGCAGCGACGAAAUUGAAGACGGCGAUGAGCACGGUGAGUGCGCGGCGCGUCCACGUCCCCUCGAGCUCGGGGAAUCGUCGUCAGGGAAGGGCCACGGCAAGUCCAAGCGAUGCACGGCGGCCGACGAGGUCGUCCAGGCCAACAGCAUCGUACAGUCCCUGAAUGCCUUCUCGUCGGUGGCGCACAUAUCCGGGAUGGGCCUCAAGGUCGUGCCCAUGAUCGCGCCAUUCUCGAGCCUCCGGGCCGUCAACCUCUCCAGCAAUUUCAUCGUUCAUAUCUCCCCGGGAUCGCUACCGAAGGGACUGCACUCGCUCGAUCUGUCGAGGAACAAGAUCCCAACCAUUGAGGGGCUCCGGGAGCUGACGAAACUGCGUGUGCUCAACCUCAGCUACAACCGGAUUUCGCGCAUCGGGCACGGUCUGUCGAACUGCACGGCGAUCAGGGAGCUCUACCUCACCGGCAACAAGAUCAGCGACGUGGAGGGGCUGCACCGGCUGCUGAAGCUGGCGGUGCUGGACCUGGGCUUCAACAAGAUCACCACGGCCAAGGCGCUGGGCCAGGUCGUGGCCAACUACCACUCCCUCCUGGCGCUCAACCUCGUGGGCAACCCGGUCCAGGCCAACGUCGGCGACGACGCGCUGCGCAGGGCGGUGACGGGGCUCCUCCCGAACCUGGCGUACCUCAAUAAGCAGCCCGUCAAGCCGCAGCGCAGCACUCGGGAGGUAGCCACGGACAGCGUUGCGCGCGCCGCGCUCGGCGGAGGCGGCUCCGGUGGCGGCAGGAGCCAGCGCAGGCGGGCGUCGAGGCGGCUGGCCCAGAGCCCCAGCUCUUCGUCGUCGGUGAGGGGCGGCGGCGGGGACGGGAGCGUUAGGAGCAGGUCCAAGGGCAGGCACCAUGGCUCAUGCUCGACAAGGAAGUGAAAUUGUUUGGAGGGAAUCGCCAUGCAUUAGAGCAUUUGAAAUUGUUUGGAGGUAAUUGCGAUGGAACAAUAAUGUACAUACUUGUUUUUGUGUGUGUGUGAGAGAGCGAGCUGCACUUUAAAUGGGGCAAGCAUGCUAGAUCUCUGUGAUUCUUUUGGUUACUUUAUAUAUAUUCCGGGGCAAAAACGAAGCCCGAUUUGAAGUUUU
Molecule: messenger RNA, 3141 nt
Organism: Phragmites australis (common reed)
Lineage: Eukaryota; Viridiplantae; Streptophyta; Magnoliopsida; Poales; Poaceae
Exons: 5
Coding region: 1039-2934 (631 amino acids)
Cellular component (GO): cytoplasm
Molecular function (GO): protein kinase binding
Source: RefSeq, a predicted model, not a curated record